CCAGCUACCGUUUACCUAGAGACUAGCUCUCCCCGUCACACUGCUGAACCAGGCCAUCUACACCCGAGGAACCAUGAGACUACAGCUGCCCAACCCAGGCCUGGAAGACAGGAUCCUGUCCCAUGAGGAGCUGGACAAGCUGGAGACGGAAGAGGCUGGGAGGGGAGACAGGCCCAAAUGGGACAACAAGACCCAAUACAUGCUCACCUGCGUGGGGUUCUGUGUGGGGCUGGGGAACGUAUGGAGAUUCCCUUACCUGUGCCAGAGUCAUGGGGGAGGUGCAUUCAUGAUUCCUUUCCUGAUUCUACUGGUUCUAGAAGGUGUUCCCCUGCUCCAUCUGGAGUUUGCUAUUGGUCAACGUCUAAGGAAAGGCAGUGUAGGUGUCUGGUCUUCCAUCCAUCCAUACUUAGCUGGAGUUGGCAUAGCGUCCAUGUUUGUUUCUUUGAUGAUCAGCCUGUACUACAACACCAUCAUGGCCUGGGUGAUGUGGUACUUAUUUAACUCCUUCCAAGAGACGCUGCCUUGGAGCCAAUGUCCCCUCAAUUACAAUCUAACAGGCCUGGUGUCAGAGUGUGAGCAGAGCUCCCCAGUGGACUUCUUCUGGUACAGAGAGACCCUGAACACCACCACAGACAUUGGUGAGAACGGGGGUCUGCAGUGGUGGAUGGUGCUGUGUCUGGUCAGUGCCUGGGCCGUGCUCUAUAUUUGCAUCAUCCGAGGCAUCGAGACCACUGGGAAGGCUGUGUAUGUCACCUCAACGCUACCCUACGUAGUGUUGAGCAUUUUCCUGAUCAGAGGUCUGACUUUGAAAGGCUCUUUGAGUGGAGUUGUGUUUCUCUUCACCCCGAACUUGACAGAGCUGACCAACCCAUCUACCUGGCUGGAUGCAGGGGCCCAGGUGUUAUAUUCCUUCUCCAUAGCAUUUGGUGGACUCAUCUCUUUUUCCAGCUACAACUCUGUGCAUAACAACUGUGAACAGGAUGCAGUGAUCAUCUCUGCCGUCAAUGGCUUCACCUCCAUCUACGCUGCAACAGUCAUCUACACCAUCAUUGGCUUCAGAGCCACAGAGAGAUUUGACAACUGUCUUGGCGGAAAUAUCCUGGUGCUGCUGAAUACAUUUGAUCUCCCAGAGGGAAACGUCACUGAGAACAACUAUGAUCAGGUUCUCCAGAGUCUCAAUGGAACAUAUCCAGAAGUCAUUCAGGGACUCAACUUGAAGACCUGUGACUUGAACACUUUCCUCAGCGAGGGGGUUGAAGGAACUGGUCUGGCCUUUAUCGUGUUCACAGAGGCCAUCACUAAGAUGCCUGCAUCUCCUGUUUGGUCAGUCUUGUUCUUCAUCAUGCUCUUCUGUCUCGGCCUGUCCUCCAUGUUUGGCAAUAUCGAAGGAGUUCUGGUACCACUUCAGGACCUGGGGGUUUUCCCCAAGAGUUGGCCCAAGGAGACCACCACAGGGACAACAUGUGUUCUCUGCUGCCUUGUUGGAUUAAUAUUUGUCCAAGGCUCAGGGAACUACUGGCUGUCCCUCUUUGACAGCUAUGGCGGGUCCAUUCCUCUGUUGAUCAUUGCAUUCUGUGAGAUGGUCGGGGUUGUGUACAUCUAUGGUAUUGAUAGGUUCAACGAUGAUAUUGAGUUCAUGAUCGGCCACAAGCCCAACCUCUUCUGGCAGAUCACAUGGAGAUUUGUCAGCCCCGCCAUCAUGCUUGUCAUCUUUGUGUUCUACUUUAUCACUAAAGUCACCGAAACGCUCCUAUAUAAAACCUGGAAUCCUGAAUCGGAAAACUUCCCUACAUUGGAGGAGAAGCUCUAUCCAGCCUGGAUCUAUGUAAUAAUCUUUAUCCUGGCAGGGAUACCCAGUCUAGCUGUACCUGGCACUGCUCUCUUCAAAUGUUUACGGAGGAAGAGAAAUAGAAAGUCUGAACAGCAAGAGCUCAAAACAGUCUGUAACCAAAUGGACGUGAACAACAAGGCUCAGGAUGGUAAAUCCCAUACCUGAUGACCCGUAAUGACUCACCACCAAUAAAAACUCAAAGAAAAACAAACCCUUUAACGUAUAUUCAUUUUCAGAAACGUAUGUAC
This is a messenger RNA of Oncorhynchus keta (chum salmon), 2079 nucleotides long. RefSeq names its product sodium-dependent neutral amino acid transporter B(0)AT1-like. NCBI's taxonomy places the organism in Eukaryota, Metazoa, Chordata, Actinopteri, Salmoniformes, Salmonidae. Gene Ontology annotation, biological process: sodium ion transmembrane transport. The transcript has 12 exons. The record is from RefSeq and is a predicted model, not a curated record. Gene Ontology annotation, cellular component: plasma membrane. The coding region runs from base 74 to 1996 and encodes 640 amino acids.